Molecule: messenger RNA, 1488 nt
Organism: Pochonia chlamydosporia 170
Lineage: Eukaryota; Fungi; Ascomycota; Sordariomycetes; Hypocreales; Clavicipitaceae
Product: HLH transcription factor (Hpa3)
Exons: 3
Coding region: 1-1488 (495 amino acids)
Biological process (GO): positive regulation of transcription by RNA polymerase II
Cellular component (GO): RNA polymerase II transcription regulator complex
Molecular function (GO): protein dimerization activity; DNA-binding transcription factor activity
Source: RefSeq, a predicted model, not a curated record
AUGUCAGCCAUGGAGACGCAAAGUCAGCAGCCCGUUGCGCCUCCCAAAGCAGCAGGGCUGAACAAUAUUCUCAACAAUGAUGACCAACCUUCACACAACGGACCGCCUCUGCAGCUCCGGGACUCUGGCUUCUACUCGACAGCUGAGGCAUCCAGCAAACAUACAUCCGCUGCCUCCUUCAAUGUGAAUGGACUCAGUCCGGCAGGUUCUGGCUACCAAUCGUCGCUCGCAGAUAAAACCCCCUCUCCAGUCGCCACAAACUUGGUCCCUCAAGCCCUUGUUUCGCCCUCAGCGAGCAACAUGAGCGUUGCCUCCAUGGUUUCGCCCACAUCGCCAACCAGCGACCGAAGAUUCGAUCGACCGACAUCAAUUGAAUCCCAGGGACAGAAUGGCGCAACUCUCGGGGAGAAUCUCGCUGCUGGCGGCGGUCCAAGGCGCGAGAGUGUCGAUAGCAGAAUUAACCAGGGCAUCAGCGAUAUGCGCCUGGGGUCGUCGCCCUACGCUAGCAACAAUCAGUCCACCAGCUCCAUCCAAAAUACUCUGCAUUCACAACGGAACCCUCGACCUGGUCUGGAAGCCCUAUCCGUACACAGAAUUUCCAAUGGCUAUCAACCCAGCGCGGAACGCAACCCUGUUGAGCCCAAGGUCAUCAAGACUGCCCCUGCGAUUACUGGCCCUGCAACUGGACACAUUGCCAGAGCUGCCGAGCCGACCAAGGGUCAAGCAUGGGCGUUUCCCGAAGAAGAGAUCCAGCGGGUUGGACCGCCUGUUCACUACGAUGACUCUCGCCGUAGCAGCAUCACCGAGUCCAUUGCGAGCAGCCAAUUCACCACCGAAUCAAGAUUACCUCCUGGCCAACGGAGACUCGAGGAUGGCGCCGAGUAUGCUCGCAUGUCGACCGCCUCCAACGACUUCCCCCCUGUCCACCACCAUACCAUGCAACACAAGCAGUUGAGCGAUCUUCAGGCCGAAGAAGGCUCUGGCCCCCCCGGGUCUCAGCCAUAUAGCCGCACCCCUGAGCUGAGAGUAAGUCACAAGCUCGCCGAACGCAAGCGCCGUACAGAAAUGAAGGAGCUGUUUGAUCAAUUAAGAGACUUGAUGCCGCAAGAACGUGGAUCAAAGGCAUCAAAAUGGGAAAUUUUGACAAAGGCCAUUGCUGAACACCAGCGGCAAAAUGACCACAUUCGCGCCCUUCAGUCCCACUACAACACGGCCGCGUCAGAGAAUGAACUGCUGCGGCGUGAAUUACAGACCCUUCGCAUGGAACUUGGCCCAACCGGUGGUGCUGCCCAACAACAAGGACCUCCUCCCCCACCACCUUCACAGAGCUCACAGCCGCCUCCGGCAUCAUAUGGCGCCGACCCGUAUUCCAAUGCCAACAGAACCGAAUUGCCACCACUGCGAUCCCUUCACAACGGACCAGAGUCCAUGACUGGAGUCCAAUACGAUGCCCCUCGGGUCAAUGGCUAUCGACAGGAACGAUACUAG